This is a messenger RNA of Hemibagrus wyckioides, 859 nucleotides long. It is a transcript of the gene cib1, whose product is annotated as calcium and integrin binding 1 (calmyrin). The record is from RefSeq and is a predicted model, not a curated record. Bases 114 to 683 code for a protein of 189 amino acids. NCBI's taxonomy places the organism in Eukaryota, Metazoa, Chordata, Actinopteri, Siluriformes, Bagridae. The transcript has 7 exons. Gene Ontology annotation, molecular function: calcium ion binding.
AACUCAGACGUAGUCAGGAAGAGGAAGUGGAGUUCGCCUCAGUUGUAAAGUUUGUCAGCUAAAAACAACCAUAACAAACCUUCCGUCAUCUGACAAGUAACACUUUUACCGUUAUGGGAACCACAGCUACUAAAUUACCGAAGGAUCAGUUAUCGGAGUAUCAGGAGCUCACCUUCCUCACCAAACAGGAAAUACUGCUUGCACAUAAGAGAUUCACUGAACUCCUGGAAAGAAAUGACAGGCAACAACCCAGUUCCCGGGUACCCAUGGAUAAAAUUUGUGCUUUGCCAGAGCUCAAGUCCAAUCCGUUUCGAAGAAGGAUCUGCCACGUCUUCUCCACCUCAGACACAAAGGAUGGGAGCUUAAGCUUUGAAGACUUCUUGGAUCUCCUGAGCGCCUUUAGCGAUUCGGCAACACUUGAAAUCAAAUCACACUAUGCUUUCAGAAUUUUUGAUUUUGACGAUGAUGGCACGCUGGAUCAUGGAGAUCUCGAGAAGUUGGUGAACUGCCUUACUGGGGAGUCUGCAGACACGAGACUUACUCCUGAGGAAAUGAGUCAGCUCAUAAACAAUAUUCUUGAGGAAUCAGACAUCGAUAAAGACGGGACUGUAAACCUCUCUGAAUUUCAGCAUGUUAUCUCCAGGUCUCCAGAUUUUGUCAGUUCUUUCAAGAUUGUGCUGUGAAGACUACUGAGAACAAAAGACAUUUUUACAUCCAGCUCAUUUUCAACAUGUGUGCACUUUGCUCUUCAGCCAACAUUACUAAUUUAACAUGUUAAUUGUGGUUGUGUCUGUAUUUCACCUGCCUUUUAAACAUUUCAGUAUCUCUGUUCUUACUUUAAAAUAACUUUUAUUUCUCA